This is a messenger RNA of Cyclocybe aegerita, 1620 nucleotides long. The record is from the annotation of a GenBank genome assembly. Lineage: Eukaryota; Fungi; Basidiomycota; Agaricomycetes; Agaricales; Hemipholiotaceae.
AUGUGGUCGCGUUUAGCGAAGACAGCACCUUCCAAAAAUUGGACUACUCGUGGCCGUUCGAUUUCCACACAGAUAAAGGACCCGAAGAACUUGUUCUCAUUCACGAAAGGGCGUUGGCUCUAUAACAACGAUAAACAACUAGCUGCGAGACAUGUCCCAUUCAACAUUUCCGCUCUAGCGGAUAUUGGUGUCAAAGCUGCAGAAGCGCGCUACUGCACAUCCUUUGAGAAACUGGAUGAAGGGCUUUUCAACCGCGCAUUCCUCCUUCGGUUCGAUAAUGACAAGGAGCUCAUUGCUCGUAUUCCCUUUCCUGUUGCUGGCCCCAGGCAUUUUAUGACAGCCAGCGAAGUCGCAACAAUGGAAUAUAUUCGCACAGAGCUUGAACUGCCUGUCCCUCGUGUCCGAGCGUGGAGCUCUCAUGCGGAGAGCACAGCUGUUGGAACAGAAUUUAUCGUCUACGACAAGGUACCAGGGGUUCCUCUCUGGUCGCGUUGGUGGGACCCGGAGGUCAAAGGCAUAGUGGCCAUGAAUAUUAUCACGACCAUUGUCUUCUUCGAGCGAGUUAUGUUGGAUAAGCGUUUUUCGCAGAUUGGAAGCCUUUAUUUUAAGGAAGACCUACCGUCCUUCCUGCAAGAUCGCACACUUUACUCUCCUAAAGUCACGUCUACUCCAAACUCCGAGCGUUUCCAUAUUGGUCCAAGUCUCUAUAGAGAGUUCUGGAGAGGCGGACGAGCUGCGCUGGAUAUUGAUAGGGGACCUUGGCCUGAUAUUCACUCAUUUGCACAUGCUCUUUCUGCCUGUGAGCGAGCUUGGUUGAAGCAAAGGCCCGAGGCGACGUCACCGAAGCAUCUUGCCCUUUUAGACGACUAUGACAAGCUCGUGCCCUUCCUCAUUCCUGCCAUCACGCCAUUCACGCUGUGGCAUCCAGACAUGCACAGGGGCAAUAUCCUUGCCACGGAAACCAACCCAUGCGAAAUUACAGGCAUCAUUGACUGGCAAUCCUCCCUUGUCGGACCUUUCUUCAUGCAAGCGACGCCGUCCCCUCUGCUUCAUUACUCCGCGAGCCCUUACGUCGACUACACACCCGGAAGCUCUACGAACCCAAAAUUUGCACCUGGGUAUGAAGGUCUAAACACAGAGGAAAGAAGAAUAGCGGAUCGUGCGCACAAGGCAGCCUUCAGGGCAAGGGCUUACGAACUGAAGAUGAACGAAUUCAACCCGGCCAUGGCUGAUGUCGUGAAUCAAGCACCAAUGCGCGAACUGUCCAUUCAGCCCAUUCGUGCCAUCACCCGCGGGACAUCGGAGGGCUUACUAGCGAUACGGGAUGCCCUUAUAGAUGUGUCUGACUAUUGGGAUAUCAUUGUGAGGUCGCAUUCAAAAGACCCGUCCACAGUGCCUUGCCCUAUCCACUAUACCGACAUAGAACGCGAGCGGCAUAUGGCUGAAUAUGAAAGCCUCAUCAAACCAUGGAGGUUGCGUGAAACUCUUCAUGAACAGCUAGGUCUCGACCCUGAUGGAUUUGUCUUGUCAGAGAAGUAUGAGGAGGUGAAGGAGGCUCAUGAUAUGCUACGGGAGAAGUUGAUCAACGAGGCGGAACCAGAGGAAAAAGAGUGGCUUUAG